AAUAGAAUCCUUUAGAUGCCGGAACUUUUGAUAAAUUUCCAUCUUAACUAAUGGACGAAACAUUCAAGAUCAGAACUUGCUGCUUGAUUGCCAAAUUAAUAAUCUAGUAGAUUCUUCACUAUCUGCGAUGGAUUCUGAUUUAAUGAGGCUUAAAUGGGAUGAAGUGGUUGAAGUAAGGCUUCCAUGCAAUGUGUGCUGGAAGGUGCUGAUUAUUAUACAGAACACAGGAUGGUGUACACUGUGAAUGGAUAAUCCAGUGUACCUUGCGUGAUGAAGUCAAAUCACUCACAGUUGGUGAAUGUUGGUGGAGUCUCUUUUUACUCACUCAGUUGGCGGUUCGCCCCUCGAUUUCCUGCGCUAUAUGAUGGGUGAAUAAAUUAGGAAAUCCCCAAGAGUGAGGGCCAAAAGCGCAAUUGACCAGUUAAGAUCAGAAGCCCGACCACCUGGCGAUGAUGGAACAAGUCGAUGGUGCAGACGUAAAAUUGCGGCUCUUCAUCUUUCGUAUACUACUCUUUCCCACUAAACUCUGUCUUUCUCUUUCUAGAUUGGGCUCCCCACCGUUUAUGCUGGGUUGUUGCGCCAAACGAACAGGUAAGCGCGAACAACCGAGAGCUCACUUGGCAGAAGCACCAGACUCUCGUCAAAGUCAAAAGUAAGCCGAUAGAUGUGAAUUAGUUCAGUCGGUGUCUGUCUGUCUGCAAAGGUGCUCAGGUGAGAAGCACCUUUCCAUCCAAUAAGUUUUCUUUUGCACACAUCCGGAAAACGCAGUUACAACACACACAAAAAACAUCAAGUCGGUUAAAGGUGCUUUUCGCGGGAUUUAAAUAGAUUUUUUUUUAUUUAAAUUUAAAAAAAUUCGUUCUCUCGAGAACCAACAAUACGGGUUUUUGGUGGGCGUGAGUGAUUCCUCCUCAGGGAUCACUGGACGAUCUUGUGUGCGCGUUCAGCUACGAAAGAAAAUUCUCAUCUCACCUGCGUGGUGACUUUUUAUCGCAGCAAGAAAGGAGAGAACCGCAAUAAUCUUGGAGAUACUUUGUGUGAGUGCUUAUGCGGACACAACCAGUGUGCAGCAUAGCAGAACCUAGAAUUCCCCGUGGUGGAAGUGCAAAAGUGCGUGGAUAUAUUGACUCUCUGGGUGGACCAUUGUGAAUCUCAAGUGCUACGUCAUCACAAGAAGUGUCCGCGGGGUGGGUGAAAACGCGGGAAAACGUAUCGGGACUUUUCGCUGCCCAUUUCCGAGUGGAAGUCAUCAAUCUCACUCCCCAAUACCCUUCUCGGUUCUUUUCUCUCUCUCGCACUCCUUAAAAGAAUUUACCUGCACCGAGGUAGAGAAAAGUGCGUGGAAUCGUGCACAAAAGAAGUCGUGGCGAUUAAGAACAAAAAAAGGAAGCAGAAAGCGAGAAAAAUACUCACAAGUUGUAGAAUCUCUGCAUUGUGCACGGAGAGUGGAGGCUACCAGUCCACGGGAGGAGUGCGCACUUCUUCACAACAAAAUCCACUGAAUUGUGCUGAUUGCACCUCGUCUAUGUGUGGGAUAGCGUAAACUCCACAAUGUGGAGGAAAUGGAUGACAUACCAGCUGGUCAUAAUUGUAAUGUGGUUUUCCGAGACAAAUUUCGCGGGAAACUUCAAGAUUACGCACAAGCCGUGCUCAGUGCGACAAUUUGAGGGUACAUGCAUGUUCGUGUGGGAGUGCAUAAAGUCACGCGGUCAGCACGUUGGCAUGUGCGUGGAUUCCUUCAUGUUUGGCUCGUGCUGCUCCCACAACCUCACAGCCGACGAUGUGAUCCUAACCCAGAAGAUCACCUACAUACCAAAUAAACCUCCAACUGCCACAAAGAAGCCUCAAGUGUUCUCCAGUAAGCCCGUCACGUCAGCCAGUGGAAUGACAACAAUUCUUCGACCAAAUGGAGGUGGAAUGCUGGUUGUACGUCCCUCAUUUCACAAACCAAAUACAUUUCACACCACCAACACAUUAGCAGUCAAUCAUCAAAAUAUUGCCCAAAAUACAGCAAGCAAUAGCAUAGCACCGGAAGAGGAUAAUGCUGUGCAGGAUUCAUCGGAUCAUCGGCCGGCGUCGCAGCAUUGGCAAUCAUCGACACAGCCGAGUUUCGUGACAAAUCCACGACCAGCAACGACAACAAUUAAAACAUACCUGCCGCAGAAGCAUAAAACGAAGCCCAGCAAAAAGCCCAUCUAUGCCACAACGGCCCCACUCAAGGCUAGCACAACGAAAGCCACACCACAUGCACCAUCCAAGGGGAAACCCACGCCGCAGGCUAGUCGAAAGCCGCCCACCACAACGGCAGCAGCAUCAACAACACCAGCUGAUCGCAAUGCAACAGGUGGUGGUGCUGAGAGUCGUAUCUUCACGAUAUCCGCAGCCAAAGGAGUAGAGUGCGGCAUCUCAUCGAUGGCCACGCGCUCAGAGACACGAAUUGUGGGCGGGAAGAAUGCAGCUUUUGGACGAUGGCCGUGGCAGGUUUCAGUGCGACGGACAUCCUUUUUUGGCUUUUCCAGCACUCAUCGCUGUGGCGGUGCCGUCUUGAAUAAGAAUUGGGUCACCACAGCUGGUCACUGUGUUGAUGAUCUCCUUACGUCGCAAAUUCGAAUACGAGUGGGCGAAUAUGAUUUCUCGCACGUACACGAGCAAUUCUCGUACGUGGAACGGGGUGCAUCGAAGAAGAUUGUCCAUCCAAAGUACAAUUUCUUCACAUACGAAUACGAUUUGGCACUAGUCAGACUUGAGUCGCCGCUGGAUUUUGACAUGCACAUCAGCCCAAUUUGCCUACCGGCCACCGAUGACCUGCUCAUCGGUGAGAAUGCCACAGUUACGGGCUGGGGGAGACUGAGUGAGGGUGGCACACUCCCCACGGUUCUGCAGGAGGUCACAGUGCCAAUUGUCAGCAAUGAUCGGUGCAAGACAAUGUUCCUGCGUGCUGGGCGCCAUGAAUUCAUUCCGGAAAUUUUCCUGUGUGCUGGACACGAUACCGGUGGUCAGGAUUCCUGUCAAGGGGACUCAGGGGGCCCACUACAGGUGAAAGCACGCGAUGGACACUACUUCCUUGCGGGCAUAAUCUCAUGGGGUGUUGGAUGUGCUGAGGCCAAUCUCCCUGGGGUUUGUACGCGAAUCUCCAAAUUUGUUCCGUGGAUUCUUGAAAAUUCCAUCUGAAAAUGCUCUGCCGCGAAACAUCAACAAAGCAUACACCUCAUGCCCAGGAAGAAGAUGGUGAAACGAGAAAAUUUAGAAAACCCUCAUUUCCAACGACUUAUCGAUUGUUAAAAGAAAAUCUUUGCUUACUACGAGAGAACGAGAGCGCGAGAGAGAGAAAAUACAAUUUAUGAAUGAGAGAUGUUAUGAAUGAAAAAAUUGCUUUUGUGAUUUAAAAAAAAA
This is a messenger RNA of Lutzomyia longipalpis, 3393 nucleotides long. It is a transcript of the gene Sb, whose product is annotated as serine proteinase stubble. Gene Ontology annotation, molecular function: serine-type endopeptidase activity. Gene Ontology annotation, biological process: proteolysis. Lineage: Eukaryota; Metazoa; Arthropoda; Insecta; Diptera; Psychodidae. The record is from RefSeq and is a predicted model, not a curated record. The transcript has 6 exons. The coding region runs from base 1552 to 3171 and encodes 539 amino acids.